AUGGACAUAGAAAAUAAUGAUUCAUUCAGCGAUGUAAGUGCUGGAAAUUUAGAUUUAGAAUAGAUCUUAUAGUCUUCAGACGAUGAUGAUGAUUUGCAGGAAGAAAUUUUAGCUACACCUUCAAGCAAAUAAAUAGAUGAGCAAUAAAAAAAAGAAUUAGCUUAAGAUAAUUAGCAAAAAGUAUUCUCAUAACUUAUUGAAGCUUAAAAAGAUUAGCAAAAUGAUAAAAUAUUGACUGGUAAGGAAGAAUAUUAAGAUAUACUGAGGAGAAAGAGAAAGUAGAGAGAAGAAGAGGAAGCUCUUAUUUAAGCAGAAAAAGAAAUGAAAGAGAAUAAGCUAAAUGCCAUAAACCCACUUGAUCUAAUAGAUUAAGAAUAAGGAUAAAUAAUGAAUAAUGAUAACUAACUCUUUUAAAAUUUUGAAAAAGAAUUAAUCAUUUCUAGAGCAAAGUUACCAGAUGAUUAUAAUAUGGAGUAUAAUAGUUUAGAGUCUAUUUCAUCUUACCUCUACCCAUAAAUUGGAGUUGAGUAAGAAUUUAGGAAUAAUAAAAAUUAUGGAUUGCCUAAAGCAAUUUGCAUUUUGCCAAAUAAACUAAUAAUUAUUGGAACAUCAUAUGGAAUGGUAGUAAUGUUUGAUAUUAACUCAUACAAAAUUACUUAAGUCAUAGGAACAUUUGAUGAUUACAGAAAAUAUGGAAGUGUGUCAAGUAUAGAUGUAAAUAAAGAAGGUGAUGCUAUUCUUAUUGGGUUCGAAAAAGGAACAAUAUCUCUUUACGAAACAUUUUCAGGAAAAUGCAUAAAGCAGAUCUUAGGUGUGCAUGAAAAUACUAUAUUAGUUGCUAAGUAUUGGAAAGGCAGAGAAAGAUUUAUUUCAAGUGAUCUUGCUGGCAACAUAUUUCUAUUUAAGGUUGAGUGGAAAUGGUUGGACUACACAUUUGACAGAUAACGUUUAUUGAAUAAAGCAGAAUCACCUUCUUAAAUUAUUUAUAAUAUAGAAAUUCUUCAAGAAAAGCAUUGCUAUAAUUCAGAAUUAUCUCGCAUAAAUUCAACUAUAGUAGCCUUGUGCACCGCAACUUCUGUUGUAAUAAUUUGUCUAGAACCUGUUGUUAAAAAGCUAUACGAGAUAGAAAGACCGAAUCUUUUGUAGCCUGCAUUGCCAUGUGUAACUUGGGGUAAAGGAAGAGCGCCAUAUCAAACUAUGGAUAACAUGGAUUUUCCUAUUCUCGCAGUAGGUUGGGGACCACUAGUAUAGCUGUACUAAAUGAACAAAAUGAUAAUUAUGCAAAUAACAUCUUAAUAAAAUGUAAUAAGUGAAGGUUUUGAUAUAGUAGGUCACUUAGUAAUAGACCAUUCAAUCUUUUAUAUGUAAUGGAUAAGUUUUAGCAUGAUUUAUUUACUGAAUAGCAGAAAUGAGCUUAAAAUCAUAUAUACAGGUGAAACUGUAGGUGGCGCUUAUCAGGGUGACUUAUCUACUACUGAUAAUCUCUCUAUGAAUAGCACUUCUGAGUUGAAGCUCCCAUCAAAUUCUAAUAUCGGUUCAUCAAAUACCUUAACUCCUACCCAUCAUAAACACUAAAAGAAUUACGUGAAGCAUAAUUAUAUAAUAGAAUAGGAAAUCAAUUUUAUGUUUCUCAUUAAAGAUUAGUAAAAUAAGUUAAAAAGAACGUUUAACAAUUCAAUAGUUGUUUCUAAUUCUGAUGUUUUCAUCUUAACUUCCAAAAAUAUUAUCAGAGGUCACUUCUUUGAGUGGAAGGAGUGCAUAUUUAAGUAUAUUAAAAAGAAAGAUUGGACUAUUGCUUUGAAAAUAGCUAUGAUGCUCCAACACGGUAGUCUGCAAUCGUUUGCUAAGUUGCCAGAUAAAAUUGAUUCUGUUUAGAAAAAGGAUUUUAAUGAAACUUGUGAGAAACUCUUCUUAUCUUAUUUGGAGAAAGAGAAAAAUCGUAUAGAAAAUUAUGUACCAAAUUCUGAUAAAUAGGAAGAAACUUGGAGAUUUUCUAAGAUCUGCUUUGAGUACCUAAUAGAGACACGCGACUUCGAGACUCUAUUUAAAGACGCCAGAAGAUGUAUUAUGGAAUUAGACUCAAAUGAAGCUUUUCAUGCGUUGUUAGAACCUUUCAUUUUAAAGCAUAAAAUAAAAAGGAUACCUAAAGAAUACUUCAAUUUUGCUCUUAAAUUCUUCUUAGAGAAAAAGAAAUUUAAUGUUGUUUAAAUUAUGAUCGUAAAUUUAGAUUUAAGUUCUAUAGAUUAAUAUGAAACUCUUAAAUAGUGUGUUGAGUAUUAACUUUUUACUCCACUUAUAUACAUUUCAACUCGCAAGGAUAAUGAUUUCAUUUCUUCUCUUGAAAAAAUGUACAAUGAAUACCAGACAGCUGUGCGUGAGUAAAAUGUAAAAAAGAGUAGUGAAAAAUAUGUUUAUCGUUGUCUCUGGUUUAUUCGUCUUACUUUGCAGUAAAAAUUGUACCCAAAUGAUUAAAUUGAAGAAAAUAAAUUCCCUAGUGCUCUUAGAACAGUCGUAUCAUGGUUUUUCUCUGAUUAAGUCAUAACUGAUUUUGCAAAAGUUGAUUCUAAUGUAUAUUUUGAGGUUGUUUAUCUUCUAUUUGUAGGUAAACCUGCAAAUAUCCUUCGUGAAAAAGACUAAUUACUCUUUAAGUAUUUUCUUUAUGACUCUGAAUAGAAAGACUAAAACGUCAUUUAAUAUCCAAACUUUGUGCAUGAGCAAAUGAUAAAAAAGAUUUAUAAGAUAUUGAAACCUUUGAUUUAGAAAAAUGAAAAGAUCAAAAAAGAUUUUUAUUAUUUUGUAGGAAGAGUUGCUCAUUUUAUAGAUAUUCCAAUCGAUUUAGCAAUAUGCAAAGACAGUGCAGAAUUUCUCCUUUAAGAUAACAGCUUCGUCUAAACUGAAAAAGAAAUUUAAAUUAAAUAAUCAAAUAUACUUGCAUUAGUAAAAAGAAUGAGGAAAUAAAAACUUUUACUCGAAGGUUUGAUUGAACUCAUCUCUGAGAUUGAUAAAUAAAGUGAUACAAUGAUAAAUACUGUUUAAUAAUAGUACGAUGAUAAAGCUAAGCUAUUGAAAUAAUAAAAUGAUCCAGACUAUGAAAAAAAGGUGUAAUAAAUGGUAGAUGAAUUUCUUGCAAUUUAAAAGAAAAGAUACGCUUAAGAAAAAGUUGAUCUUGAAAUUUUUGCUUAUUGUUAAUAUUUAGUAGGAGACUUGAAUUAAGCAUUUAAUUAAUACCAAAUAAUGAUGGUAAAAAGCUCUUUGAGAGUUAAUCGUUACAAAAUAUUCACUUGGCUUAACGAAGCUUUCAAAAGUGAUGAACUUUCAGAAUAGUAAAAAGAAAUACUCAAAGGUUAUGUAAUUGAAAAUAUAAAAUCUAUGAUUCUAACAAGUACAAGAUAUACUAAAAAUAUUGUACACAAUUUCAUGAAAGAGAAAGAAGACAAAAUAUUUGAAUGUUUACUAACUGAGUAAACUUUACUUCUAGAUUAUUUAGAAUGCAUUAUGGAAGAUAGAAAAAAAGCUUUGGCUUCACCAUCACCUACCCCUUCUACACCAUAAUCUUAAUUAGCUUAGUAAUCUUAAAAUUUUAAUUCAGGUGUUUAAAAUUAAAAAGAUGCUUAGCAAGCUAUUUAACCUAUUAAUGAGGAAACCCUAACAUUAUAUAUUGCUCUUUUGUGUAAAGUUGACCCUUCUAGAGUAGUUUAGGAGCUUAAAACUAACUUUUAUCCUUUAGAAAAAAUAAAUAUAGUCUGUAGGUUAAAUCAUGCUUACGAUGCUGUUGCUUAUCUUUGUGAAAAAUAAGGUAACUUUUAAGAAGCUAUUCAACUCUAUUCAAGAAUUUUCCUUGAAGAAUGCACAAAAACAUUUUAGCGUAUUUCUAAAGGUAGAUUUAGCUAACAGGAGAAAAGCAACAGUAACCAAAAUGACACUCCUUCGAAGUAGUCAAGCCUUCUUAACUAUGCAGCUACUACGAGUAUAACUUAACUUUAGCAUGUUUUGGGCAUUAAAUUUUAAUAGCUUAUAGAUUCUUGCAUUUCUUAUAGUAAAUCUCAGUCAAAUAAUUAAGAAAUAUGGGUCAAUAUGGCUAACGAUAUACUUAGCUGUAAAGAAGCUCCUUCUGAAGGUAAAAGAUUAUGGUAAGAUAUAGCAAAUUACAUCAAUUAAAAGAAAGAAUCAUAUGAGGUAGUAAACAAAAUUUUUUCAAAUAUUAUAGCUAAACUCUUCAUAGAAAUAUCUAACUACGUUUCAAUUUAAGGAAUAAUAAAACUUGUCUAGGAUUAUUAAAGCUAAUUUUCUUUCUAAUCAAUUAAAGAUAGCUUUUGCUAAAUCUUAACAACUUUAUCUGAAGAAAUAGUUUUUCUUCAAGAAGGAAAAGAAGUACUUCUUUAAGAUGUUAUAUAAUAAAAUUUAAAUUUCAUUCAAAAGACAACUUAAGGUAAUAGCUACGAUGUUAUUUGUAGCCAUCCUUAAUGCCAAAAUCAUAUAAAGAAUUUCAGUUCAGAUAUAGUUGUGUUUACUUGUAAACAUGUAUAUCACUAACGUUGUUUAGAUAUCUACGAUUCAUUUAAUCAUCAUAAAAAAAGAAAAAACACAUAAAAUUUACAAGCAGGUGCCUAAAAUCCAUAGCCUCAAAAUAAAGUUUAUCUAUGUACCAAAUGUAUGAAAUAAGAAUUUCCAUAUCUUCAAUAAUUAGAAUAAGAACAAAAAUAAGUUUCUCAAAAAUUGCAAAAUAAUAACACAAACAACAGCACUAUUAAUAAUACAGAGCAAGAUCUAAAUUCUUAAAUAAAUAACUUAAAUUUAAAUAGAGAAGCUGGGUAUAGUUCUAGCUAAUAUUAAGAAAGCUAAAAAGACUCUCAAUCUGUUAUAACUGAUAGAAGUAAUAAAAUGGACAUUAAAGAUAUCAUAAGAAAAUAUAGAGAAGAUUAGUAAAAACGCUUAAAAGUAUUUGACAAAUUUAUAUAAUAAGAUAUGGAUAAUUUUGAAUAAAUAAGAAGACAGUAUGAAAAUUAUUAUUGA
Molecule: messenger RNA, 5013 nt
Organism: Tetrahymena thermophila SB210
Lineage: Eukaryota; Ciliophora; Oligohymenophorea; Hymenostomatida; Tetrahymenidae
Product: corvet complex core vacuolar protein
Exons: 2
Biological process (GO): protein targeting to vacuole; endosomal vesicle fusion
Cellular component (GO): HOPS complex; late endosome
Molecular function (GO): protein binding
Source: RefSeq, a predicted model, not a curated record